Molecule: messenger RNA, 828 nt
Organism: Purpureocillium lilacinum
Lineage: Eukaryota; Fungi; Ascomycota; Sordariomycetes; Hypocreales; Ophiocordycipitaceae
Molecular function (GO): hydrolase activity, acting on halide bonds, in C-halide compounds
Source: RefSeq, a predicted model, not a curated record
AUGUCCCCCGGCACCGUUUCCCCCCUCGCCGACGUCAAGGGCCUCACCUUUGACGUCUUCGGCACCGUCGUGGACUGGCGCGGCUCCAUCACCGAGGAGCUCGCCCUGCGCGCCCACCGCAAGCUCUCGUCCCCGGACGCCGCGCUCGACGACGCCACGCGGGAGCGCGCCCGUGCCCUGAGCAGCGACGGCGAGGGCUGGGGACGCUUCGCCCAUGAGUGGCACGAGUCGUACGGCGCCUUCACGCGGUCCUUCGACCCGGAGCGAGACACCUGGAAGACCAUCGACGAGCACACCCGCGAGAGCCUCGCCUCGCUGCUCGACUCGUGGGGCCUCCACGGGCUCUAUUCCGACGCCGAGCUCGACUCGCUGAGCCUCGUCUGGCACCGCCUCCGCCCCUGGCCCGACUCGUCCGACGGGCUCGCGCAGCUCAACGCCAGCGGCCGCGUCACGACCGCGACGCUGUCCAACGGCAACGUCUCCCUGUUGCGGGACCUGGACGACUUUGGCGCCCUGGGUUUCCAGCGCCUCUUCUCGGGCGAGACGUUCCGCGCGUACAAGCCCAACCCGGCGACGUACCUUGGCGCGGCGCGGGAGCUGGGCCUCGAGCCGGGCCAGGUCGCCAUGGUGGCCGCGCACCUCGAGGACCUGCAGUCCGCGCGCGCGUGCGGCCUGCGCACCGUCUACGUCGAGCGCCCGCGCGAGGAGGCCUGGAGCCGCGACGACGAGCGAUAUGGCCGCGCGCGCGAGUGGGUUGACCUCUGGAUCGCCGAGGACGAAGGCGGCUUCGUCACACUGGCGAAACGGCUGGGUGAGCUUGCUUCGUGA